Schistosoma spindalis is the source of this 1115-nucleotide messenger RNA. The record is from the annotation of a GenBank genome assembly. Lineage: Eukaryota; Metazoa; Platyhelminthes; Trematoda; Strigeidida; Schistosomatidae.
UUUUUGAAUUCAGGGUCACUAAGCUGGCUCUUGAGGUGUUUCAGUUCAAGCCAUGCUUCCAAAUUUACCCAUGCGAUUAUUAAAGAAUCUUGUAAAUUUUCCGGCUGUUGUUAGGCAAUCUAUUGUUGACUCGUAUGAAAAACUAAAAUCUACGGACUAUCGUCCAAUUUAUGAAAUUUACGAUAAUCUAACUGGAUUGGAUCGUGUUAGGUCCUUACAUGUUGGAGUCGCUGAAGCUGAAAGGAACUUCGUACAGAAACAAGUCGAACGAAGAGCUUGUCAAACGGAAGUGUUCCAGUUAGAAGAAGCUAGAAAUCGAAUUAACAUACAACUAGAUAGUGUUAAACGUAGUGAUGAAAGUUUUUUGAAAUUAGUUACAGAGUUGCAUGAGCUUUCACGUCAACACCAACAAGCUCGUGAUAAGUUAACAUCUAUUGAAUUAGCUGAACAAGUAACAUUUGAACAAUUUUCUAGUAUUCUACGUCAUUCACAAGCUGAAGAACGCAUUCAAGCUAGCCGAAUGCGACAGUGGACUGUUGGAUUUAGUUUAGCUGCUGGUUUGAUUGGUUUUAGCGCUACAUGGAUACGUUUCCGUCAACUUGAUAAGCAAAAUGCAUCAUCACUUCGCUUAGCUUCUGCUACUGGUCAGCCAACUAGUGAAUACUCCUUCCAAGAUAUAACUUCCUGUCUUCACUCAUCCAAUCAGAGAUUAAAAACAACAUUGGAUGACUUAAAUCAAAUUAAAAAUAAUUUGAAUGAUUUGAUCAAAACACUGAAAGAAAAUUUGAACGUGAUGAAUAUGAAUAUUACAAAGUCAUCUGACGUUAAGGAUGUUCAACUACCUGUUGGCAAUAUAAUCGCAGAAAUUCCUAGUAUUGGUGAAACAAAAUAUAUGUAUUAUACUUAUGGAACUGACUAAUACAUUCAACUUGGCAACCAACACUAAGGUCAAGAUUUUCAAUACAAAUGUCAAGACAGUUCUACUGUAUGGGGCGGAAACCUGGAAAACUACGAAAGCCAUCAUCCUUCUGGAUGAUGGUUUUAUUAACAGUUGUCUAGGCAAAAUACUUCGGAUCCGUUGAUCAGGCACUAUUAGCAACAACCUACUAUGGGAG